Molecule: messenger RNA, 757 nt
Organism: Arabidopsis lyrata subsp. lyrata
Lineage: Eukaryota; Viridiplantae; Streptophyta; Magnoliopsida; Brassicales; Brassicaceae
Product: CRAL-TRIO domain-containing protein YKL091C
Exons: 5
Coding region: 1-669 (222 amino acids)
Source: RefSeq, a predicted model, not a curated record
AUGGACCCAGACAAGGCAGCAAAGAUGUUUGUAGAUUGGCAAAAAUGGAGAGCCUCCAUGGUUCCUCCAACUGGGAUCCCAGAAUUGGAAGUGAAGGAUGAAUUAGAAUUCAGAAAGAUCUGUCUUCAGGGUCCAACCAAAUCAGGACACCCUUUGAUGCUUGUCAUAACCUCUAAGCAUUUUCCUUCUAAGGAUCAAAAUAACCUCUCACUUAGAUUAGUAUCUAUAAACUUAUCUUUUGUGUUUGGUGUUGCAGAGUUCGUUGUUUAUGUUCUAGACAAAACUAUUGCAAGUGGCAUCAAAGGCAAAGAAGUAGGAGAUGAGAAGUUAGCUGGCGUUAUUGAUCUGGCAAACAUUACAUACAAGAACCUUGAUGCUCGUGGAUUGAUCACCGGCUUUCAAUUCUUACAAUCUUACUACCCGGAACGCCUUGCAAAAUGCUACAUCUUGCAUAUGCCCGGAUUCUUCGUGGCCGUCUGGAAAUUCGUCUGCCGCUUUCUAGAGAAAGCAACUCAGGAAAAGAUUGUGAUAGUAACGGAUGAAGAAGAACAGAGAAAAUUCGAGGAGGAUAUCGGAGCAGAUGCUUUACCGGAAGAGUACGGUGGCCGAGCUAAGCUCAGUAGCUCACAGCAAUCCAAGAUGUUCUUCUUCCUCAGACUGCUCCAGUAACUCUAACAAACAAUGUCUGACUCUUUAACUUUUGGAAGCAUUAACCUGAAACCCCUAACCCCUGCUUUAAUCUACUUGACUAUUAUUA